AUGGAACGCUGGGUUCUAGAAGGAGAUAGCUACUCGUUACUUCGCAGUGCUCCACACACGUUCAACCUGCAAAAUCGUGACGGCCCGAAUCGUGUGGAGAUCUUUGACAUCACUGCUAUCCCCAGCCCUCAUAGUGCCAUAGCUGAAACAACAUGCCUUUGUGACAUUUUUGGGGAUGACGGUGAAUCUCCGUCACUUUCUAGUAGCCCAGCAUCUGCCACAUUUCUCAGGAGGGAAGUGGAUCAACCUUUUCCAACAGAUGAUGCCAAUGACUCUUCAGGAUCUUAUCACACUGCCAAUGGAUCUGACUUAAGUGACACACCUUCUCCAAAUUUAAAGGAUUUUUCCACUUCUGAGACCUGGGAAUCAAUUUCACCACCAAUUGUAUCAACCAUCUCAUCAGAUUCCAAAAAUGGACUUUACCCUCUUGAUAGCACACCACCUGCUGCCAAAGUGAAUGGUGAUGACCUUUCACAUACAGAUAACUGGGCAGAACCCCAAGUCUCAGUGAGCUCCACCACAGUGAAUGAAAUAGAAAACACCAAUGCGUCCAAAUCACAAGAUAUUAAUUCAACACCAGUUACUAGUCUGAUUAAUCCAGCAAAGGAGCCUCCUGAUCCCUCAAGUAAAACUAGUACAACAUCCUCAUUUUUGGAGGACAGAGAGCCUGCCUUUCUUGAGCAAGGAGGAAUGACUGCGACAUGUCAGCAUACAAAUACAAACACAUGUUUAUAUAGACAAGGCUGUAUACCCUUAUAUGAGUCAUCAGACUGUGCAUCCUCUCCACAAAUAAGUUUGGCAGAAUCUUCACCUGAGCAAAAUAAUGUGGUUUCUUCUGAGAACAAAGAAAGUAUGAACUAUCAUAGUUCACACAAGAAAACCUUCCACCUUGCGCAAGAGACGAUUAAAAGUGUUACCCCAUCAGAACGGUCAAAUACUUCUCAGAGAGACCGCAUUUGUAGCCCAAUUCAGGAAAUGUCUACUUUGCCUGAAAACAGAGAUAUUCAUUUCAUACCUGAACCCAGUGUCAGACCUGAGCUCAAAGUAACUUCCACUUCACCUGUAAGCAUGGACAUUAGCUUCACACCUAUGUCCACAGGUAAGUCUUCACCUGAGCAGCUGCAUUUGAUUUCAACUCAAGUGGGGAACACCUCAGAGUUUCCAUGCUUGGAGGAUACCUAUGGUGCAUCUUCAGCUGUAUCUACUCCUCCAGCCAAUGAUAAUAGGGAAAUAGAUUCACUAACUGUGUCGAAUAUUUCCACAGAAAAAAAAGAGCUGGUGUUUUCAUCCAAUCAGAUAUCGGUCUCGGCAGAUGACAAAGAGAUCAAUGAAAUCUUCUCUCUUGAUAACUCUGCACCAGCUUACUCACCAGAACAUGUAAUAAUUGACUCACCUAUGGGUUAUACCAUAAGCCCAUUGCCUAUAAAUGAGAAAAAGGUUUAUUCAACUGAACCUGAGCCUGAAGCCUCAUCAUCCUCCCCUGUUUUCACAGGGAUUAAUUACAGUGAUAUCUGCUCAUCUACUGAUCAUUCAGUUCCAAAUCACUCACCAGAACCAGUAAAGAUUUACUCACCAAUGUGUUAUACAAUUAGUCCAUCACCUACAAAUGGAAGAAAUGUUAAUUCAGCUGAGCCUGAAAAGUUACCAACCUCACCAGUUGUCACAAGGAUUGAUAACAGUGAUAUCUGCUCUUCUCCUGAUUGCUCAUUUCUAGCUUACUCACCAGAACCAGUAAUAAUUCACUCACCUAUGGGUUAUUCAAUUAGUCCAUCACCUACAAAUGAGAGAAAGGUUUAUUCAACUGAACCUGAAGCCUCACCAUCCUCUCCUGACGUCACAGGUAUUGAUUACAGUGAAAUCUGCUCCUCUCUUGAUCAUUCACUUCCAGCUCAUUCACCAGUACCAGUAAUAAUUCACUCACCUUUGGGUUAUACUGUUAGCACAUCACCUACAAAUGUGUUAAAGGUUUAUUCAGCAGAACCUGAUGACUCAUCAUCAUCCCCUGUCAUGACAGGGAUUGAUUAUGCAGCAACGCCUACAUUCAGUAGGGAUUCCACACCUGAAUUAAGGAAAAUUACCCCCACUCCAGACAGCAGACUAAACUACCUUACACCUGAACAAACAUCUUCAGCACCUUCACCAGAACUGAGAUCAGUCACAUGCUCACCUGAAAUCAAGACAAUUACAUACAGUGUUUUGUCACAAAAUACAAAAUACCCAGUGAUUGGAGGCAUUACAUAUAGUGCUGUUUCACCAAAUGACAUUUUGGCAGAGUCACCUGAGGUAGCGACAACUGUCCAUGGCAACUGUAAUGAAAAUUCUAACUCUCGUUUUAGAGAUGAUGCCUUCGUCUCACCUACCUCAAGGAUUGUUUUGUCAACACCAGAGAGCAUAUUAAGGCCCUCAUCAUCUGCUUUAAACCAUACAAGAGAUACAACAAUAUCCCCUGAUCUUCAACUAACCCUGGAACCUUCCAUCCCUUUGGAACAGACAGACAAUCACAUUUUACCCAUAAUUUGUGACAGAAUGACUCCUCCUUCCCCUAACCCAAUAAACAGCAGUCAUUUUGAUGAUCCUCCUCACUCAGAGAAUUUCAAUAGUAGUGCAUCAGUCCUAGUUCACAGUCAAAGGCUGAUCUUGCAAGAUUCACCAUCUAAACCCAUUAGUCCUGGAUCAUCAAUAGUACAAAAGAAAACAAAUCAGGAAAUUGUUGACAAUAACACAAGUGAUUUAAACAUGUGUGGAAUACCAACCUCCCUAAGUCCAUGUGCCUCAUCUGUGUCAAUGCCAGUGGCAUCUGUGGAGGAGAAACAAUGCUUGUUUUAUAACAGCAACAGCGGGACAGAAAUGUUGGAGAAUGAUUCUGACAGUAGUGGCAAGAGGCUUAGCCAAGUGCCUAUAGCAUUGAGGGAAAGCCCGGGGGCUAUCUGUAGGCAGAGGGGUGGAGAAUAUGACAGGCAGCCAUGCAGGGAAAAAGAAAGUGAAAAGAGGGAGGGAGAGCAGUGUGUAUUGGGAGAAGGGGAGGAGACUAUGGGAGAGAGUAGUUACAGAGGGGAACAGGUUGAGCUGUCAUUCAGUGCCAGGAAUAGAAAAGGGCCUGCAGGACACAGCCCAGCUCCCUCUAGUCGAGACCCAAAGUCGGGAAUUCCAGCUAACUGUUAUUUUGAGUCGCACCCAGCAACUCUGCAGCAACAGAGACAGUUCAGAGCACAGGGUUCACAACAAGAGAACAAGGGUGUCGCCAGGAGGGUCCAAUCAACUGUCAAGGGUAAAUACAGCAGUGCAGACUGUCUACCUCCAGAGUAUACUGGUGAGACCUUCAGCAUGGGAAGUGAGUUUGAUGAGGCAGACAAUGAGGUAAAGUGGCUUACAGAUCUGGCCUUCAGAAGCCUAUCUAGCCCUCAGGUGGAUUAUUUGGAUGUUUACAAUUCAAGCCACAGGUCAUCUACAAAUGUUUCACAGCCAUCAACCAUGGAUAGCCCUGGUGCUGUUGCAUGGAUGACCUACGCAGAUUUGCGUGGCUCAACUUUCCAUGAAAAUGAUGACUUGUUACACAGUUCCUCUUUUUUACCCCGUGAGGGCCUGGACCCGAACAAAGGCUUUGAGAUGGGGAGUUUUGAAUGUGUGGAUGUUGCAUUAGAUAGCAAGGAAGAGUCCAGCAGAGGAAAGAGGACAGUACCCAAGAGGCAGAUACAGCUGUUAAGGCGGAACACAGAUGAAUCCAAAACUAAAGGGAACAAUGGAAAUUCUUUGGAUUCACCCUCAACGCAUAGACGCUCGAAAGACAUCCUUGUUCGUCAACAUAGCACACCAGCUUCUGUGCAAGCGGUCAUGUCCAGAGAGGACCCAAAUUCACCUAAAUAUGAUAGGAAAAGGACAUUGCAGAAGUCUGUGUCUUUAGAUGAUGCCUCCUCUAAGACCCAAAUGGCCUCCUGCAUUAUCAAGAGUGUGCUGUCAAAGAAAAUCCAGGAUGCACAAAAAGAAACAUUAAAAAGUGAAGACCCAAGUCCAUCUAGGGAUAAAAACAAACAUCAUAAUAUUAGUCACAGCUCCUUUGAUGGUCUACCAAGAAACAUGGAGAAGCAUAGCUUAAGUUCUAGCCAGCAUUCUGAAUGUAAUCUUUCAACUGAAGAUUUUGCUGCCAGAGAGGAAAAAAAUCCAAAUCGUCAGCUGAAGAAGUGUGCCCCAAAAGUUCCUCCAAAACCAAUAUUCAGACCUGCAUUUAUUAACACUGGGAAUGCUGAGCUACCAGAUGACUUAUCAAGGGAUGAAAUUAGGCCCAAAGUGUCUCUUUCAGUUGAAGAGAAAGUGUGUAUGAAUGAUGGGAAGAAGGGAAGAGGUGGCAACCUGGGAGAGAGGUUCAAUAGUGACUCAGCAUAUGCCAGAGCCAGGAACACAAGUGUUGCUGUUGCCACUCAAGCAGAAAGCAUGCAGAGCAAAACAAUAAGCAGAGACACAGAGUGCCAAAUAACACCAGAAAACCAAAGACAACAGGGUGGCAAAUGCGUAUUUAUGUCAAAAACUCCAGAAAUAACUCUGAAACUUUCCACAAUCAAAGAAAAAAAGAAGUCUUCUUUGAAAGUUUCUCUAUCCCCUGAUGUAGAACGGUCCAGAGAAAUGUGUGAAUCUCAGUCUGCAGAAGAUAUAAGCACAAAAUCUAUGGAAGUUACAAAAACUGAAGAAGAUAAUGACAACAACAAAGCAAAGUCUGUCAUACAUAGAGUUAGAGAUGUAAGGAAAUUGGUUAAAAACUCAUACAACCUGUCUUUUAAAGCAUCAAAUACAACAUCUACUGCAGAAGACACACUCAUUCAAGAGGAAAGAGAGAAGCCACCACAAACUCCUCCAGCCUUGAAUAUUAAAUGUAAAGCUAUUAGUUGGAAGGACAAGCAAACAUCAGGCAGUAAAUCAAUCCACUGGCAAGGUGAAAAACAGGCUGUUGACAUAUCAAAAAUAUCUCAACCACGGGAGGGCACAGGGAAAAGCAGAGAUACUGACAACACUGGAAUAACAUCCAAAGCCCCUCUGCCAAAGAUACUAACUACUGAACCCAAAGUGACAGAUUCCCAGUGUGCAACCUUAGAUGAAUUAAUUGAAUUUUCAAGAUCUUCCAUUCACUCUGAUCCAAGUACUAAGCAAGGGAUGCCCCCUAGACCCCCUAGUAAGGAGAGGGAAGUGUCUGCAUUAGUGGUUCUGCAGGAUGGCCCAUCCAAGACAAUUCAGAGUACCUCUGACUAUAAAAGCACUAACCCCACUCAAAUAAAAGCUACAAGCAGCAGCCACUCUGUCUCCAUGCUGCUUAAGGAGAAAGGAAUGCAGGCUGACAUUGGAGUGUGUGAUGUUGUCACUGAAGGUGCGAGUGCUACAGCUAAACAUGUCAAUAGGCUUGAGGUACCUUUACAGGCCUGUUUAUCAGAAGGUAUCUCAGGUGAAGCAUUGUCUUGCAACUUAACACUUGUUGACAACAGUUCCUUGAAGACAUCCCAUAGUCAGGAUGAGUCAAAAGAACAAAGUGAGAGUCCCAAAGGAAUGCUGACAGAAGAAUCUUCAAUACAACAAACAAAGGAAGAAGAAAAGAAAAAAAUAACUGCCACCACAACUAUGAUACAAAUGCCAACUAAUUUAACAACAUUAUUAAAGCCAGAGGCGAUGACUUUUUCAAGUAAUUCAAAAAAUAAUGCUGUGCCAGUGACUGCGUCAAAAGAGAUUGAGUUACCUAUACAAGUGAGGUCAAUAUCCAGUGAUAGGCUGAAACCAUUUGUGCCUCCAAAACCCAGCUAUAAAAAGUCAUUUGCAGAGAAAAAUGAGAUACCAGCAACACUGAUAAACAAGGAUCAACCGAAUGAGGCCUCAUCAAGCAAUACACAAACAUUAGCUCUGUCGGCUGUAUCAAGCUACAAACCACCACCCAUUCCAGUGACAACAACUCCAAGUUCUGUGCAGAAAUCCACCACAAUGACAUUGGCCAAUGUGGAUCAACAGCAAUCUUCAACCAAUAGCACUUGCCAGCAACUGACCACAUCCAUUAAUCAAGACCAGUUAAUACUAGCUAGUUCUUUUGCUUCCAAUCCAUCUGUGAGGCCCACAGGUCCACAUACCCAUAGUCACACACAUCCUGUGUCAAGAGCAUCACCUAAUGACAGAUUUCACAAAGACGACUAUUGUUUCUAUGCAUCUGAUGACCCCCCCAGCUAUGAUGAGCGAGAGAGUUUCAGCCCAUUACAGUUGUCAGACUUGCCCCCACAAAAGCCGUACAUUCAUCCAACCACUAAGCAAUCUUCAUGUUCCUGCACAUUAAGUUCCCACUCACAUCGAGGUCAUCCCAACCACAACUCACAAGAAUGGAUUCCCCCAGUCUCACAGUCUCCAGGCCAAGUCCUCACCUGUCCAGGAGCUCCUCCACAGGCUCAGGUUCGUCCUCAUCAGUGCAGACCAGAUGGACAGGCCCAAAAUUACUCAAGAGUCUCCCCAAAUACCUCAAUACCCAAUGCCCCAGCAUUAAUUCAGCCUUUGCACCACCCAAGAACCUGUCCUGUUGCAAAAACUCAACCCUACAGUGGUGACCAAUCUCCAGCUUCUGGGCAGCACAGGGACAGAGUUCCAGUAAGUCAUCAUUCUCCACAAGCAGCAGAUCCUGUACCAUAUCAUGAGUACCCUCCAGCUAACAUGUCUACUCUGGAUCCCAGAACUCAGUUGUUUAAUCCCCAAGAUUUGCCACCAUCCUUUGGUCAUGAUUAUGGGAGUGAAGUUCCAGGUGGAGCCAGUGUAUUAUAUCCAGAGAGUACAAACGGACCUAGCUGUGGCCAAGGUCCUCGUCGUGUACUUCUUGAUCCUGAGACUGGUAAAUACUUUUAUAUCGAGGUACCAAUGCAGCCACUCAGAAAAAUGCUGUUUGAUCCAGAAUUAGGCCAGUAUGUGGAAGUUCUCAUACCACAGCAGGCAAUGUCCCACUCUGGGCUGUACCCACCAGCUGCACCCCCAUACUCCUCACUGCAAAAUCCAGGUUUGUAUGCACCGCAGUACCUACCUUAUGCAAUGCCAUCUUACCCAGCAAUGCCAAGCAGUGCCCAGCAAGCACGACAUUUAGAGCCGCCUCCUGUCCCCACAACACUUCACCAGACUUCCUUAAGAUAUGGAAGCCCUGCGAGCCAGAUGCCAAAAAAUGAACCAAAAGGCCACUCAUCACUGGAUCAAAGCUAUUUAGAGACCAUGUAUUACAUUCCUACUGGGAUGAAUGCAAGUCCAAAUUCUACUCCUUCAGGCUGUUACCACAAGCCACCUUCAAGCAUGCCUCCUUCAGGAGGAAGAAGAGCAUGAAACAACAGUAGAAGUAUGCAGCCUGUUUAUAUUUGAAAUCUGUUCUAGUGAGCGGGGUUUUUCAUCAAAAAUAAUUUAGAGUCAAAAGUUGUGGUUUCUCAGUUGGAAGACUAUAGGACUGUUCACACUGAACACGUUUUUGCAUUCUUCUGCAAUGUUUUUUUAAUUAUUUUUCUUAUGUAAACAUACGCUAGACCAUUGUGCCACGUUUUGCUGUUUUUUUUUUUUUUUUUUUUGUUUUUUCAGCAUCUCGUGCAGGAGCGCCACGUUUUUAUGGUUUUAAAAAUGUGUUUUAAGACACUACACCUGCGUUAAGAUAUCUGCAUUUUGCCUUAUGGUUGCAGAAUUAAAGUUGUUUUGGCUGCUUUUAUUUCAAAAUAACUAUAAAAAGUACGAUGUUAUGUAAUAUUUCCAAAUGGGCUGUUUGCUGACAUUUGAUAUAUCAUGGUUGUCAUUGUCUUGUGUACUGUCCAAACGAUAAAGUGGAAUAAUGUGAGUCCUUCUCUUUUCACCUAUGUAUCUGUAGGCCAAGCUUAUGCAAAUAGUAAUCCUGUCUUUUAAAGCUGGCAUGGUUCAAUCAACAAUACCUUCUCCGUGAACACCCUUAAUAGUUACAAGUUAUGUAUUUCUGUGGGGAUUUAUUUUGUAAUUUCUCAGUUCAGACAAAAAUUCUAAAAUCAUUAUAUGGCAUAAAUUAAUUUCUUUGUGCCAGGCCUUUGAUGUGCCCUGAUGGGUUGUGCAAGUAAAAUAAUGCUGUACAUUUGGGUAAAAAAAAUAUGUGAAUGAGCAAGAUCAUCAGUAUCAAAACUGCUUCAGAAUUGUUUUCUAUCAUCAGAAGAUUGCCAUUGACUAUUUUUUUACACAUGGAUGCACCCAAUUAAAGAUUAAUUGUGUACAGUUCUCACGUCUGAUAUGUUCUAAUUGUCUAAUAUUUUGUUAUGAUGAUGACUUUUGAGUAAUUGUAAAGCUAAAAGCUAUGUUCAUAAAUACUUAAAUUGCUGCAAUAAUUAUAGUCACACCAUAGAUUAAAGGAAACAUAAGAGUUUCCAAUUCCUCAAAUGCAACUAUUUCAUGUUGACAUAUCCAUUUUGGGAGAACACUUGCCAGCAACUGCACAAUUUAAGAUGACUCACUUUGAGUUUAGGACUACUAGUGCACUAUCAUUUAAGUCUAAGGCUGACAUCUAGUGGACAAGUCCCAUCUGUCCACAGCUUGCUCUCAAUGAUGUUGUCUUUUGCAUGAGAUGAUUUGCUUUUUGAGGGAGGAAAAAAGAAAGAAAUACUGGCCUGAUACUGUAAACAUUCCAAUAAUCCACACCAAAUUCAAGCAACUGCAUCUCUAAACCAAGGACUGAUUAAAGACUGGGCCAAUGUGGCCAGUGCCCUGGGGUCUCUGGCUACCAUAGAGGGGUCUCCAGGUAAAAGAAACCAAGAAAAAAAACCCACUGCAGAUGUAAAACCACAUAUAGAUUGGCACAAUGUAAAAUAAAUAAAGUAAUGCAAAAUGUCAUCUUUUCUAGCCCCUUACCAUCUCUUUUGCAACAUAUCAUGAUGAUACAUCAUGAUGGCGCCGCGGAUGGCUGCCUCGGUGUGGAGCGCUCCUAUUGUUUUGUUGUUUUUUUUUGUUUGUCCUGUGUUUAGUAAUCUUUUUCCAGUCAGUUUUACCAGAGACGAACUGCUGAACAUUCGACAGCAUAUACCAGACAAUCUUUUCCCAGAUUUUGAAUAAUCAGAUGUUUUGCUGGACAUUUUAGUUGGAGGCGCAGCUCUGCUGUUCAAGAGACGCAGGCGAGGGAGACGAGCAGGCACACUGGUCAAAUUCCGUCUGCGCAGAUUUCGAACAGCACUGCCGAGUAUUCACUUAGCAAAUCUCCACUUUCUUCUUAACAAAACAGACGAACUACAUCUCCUCACCCGCACAAACAAGGACUUUUCAACCUCUGCUGCCUUGUGCUUCACAGAAACCUGGCUGAGUGAAGCCAUUCCAGACAGUGCAUUACAUCUGCCGGGCUUCCAGCUGUUCAGAGCGGAUCGCAUCGCAAAGUUAACGGAAAAUGAGAGGCGGUGGAAUAUGCUUUUACAUCAAUGAAAGUUGGUGUACAGAUACAAUGUUAAAGAGGAUGUGCAGUCCUAAUUUGGAAGCGCUCUUUAUUAACUAAGCCUUUCUACUCGCCGCAGGAGUUUUCCUAGUUUAUUCUGGUGAGUUUGUACAUCGUGCCAAACGCGUGUUUGAAUGCAGUGCUGCAACAGCUGGCUGAUCAAAUCACAGACACAGAACAACAAUACCCAGACUCAG
Myxocyprinus asiaticus (Chinese sucker) is the source of this 9612-nucleotide messenger RNA. RefSeq lists its product as uncharacterized. The transcript has a single exon. Bases 1 to 7317 code for a protein of 2438 amino acids. The record is from RefSeq and is a predicted model, not a curated record. Lineage: Eukaryota; Metazoa; Chordata; Actinopteri; Cypriniformes; Catostomidae. Gene Ontology annotation, cellular component: nucleoplasm.